Amborella trichopoda is the source of this 1085-nucleotide messenger RNA. Lineage: Eukaryota; Viridiplantae; Streptophyta; Magnoliopsida; Amborellales; Amborellaceae. The record is from RefSeq and is a predicted model, not a curated record.
UCUCUCUCUCUCUCUCUCUCUCUCUCUCUCUCUCUCUCUCUCUCUCUCUCUCUCUGGUUUAUGGGUUUUGCCAGCCUAGUUUGCUGUCUAGUUAAUUCAGGGUUUUCGAAACCCUAGUUUCUUUCUUUGUUGGUUUAGGGUUUUGAAAGCUUAAUUUCUAUCUCUUCUUAGUUUGGGAUUUUUGUAACCUUAGUUUCCCUUUCUAGCUCAGGGAUUUUUAGGGCUUUGUUAGUUUAGGAUUUUUAAAUGCUUAAUAUCUCUGUGUAAUUAGUUCAUGGUUUUUGAAAAUUGGUUUAUCUCUCUAGCUCAGGGGUUUUGAGAGCUUUUUUUAUUUGGGUUUUUCAGUUUUUGGAACCUUGGCUUCUCUAUAGUUAGCUAAGUGUUUUUGAAACCUUUUUUUCUUUCUAGAUUAGAAAUUUUGAGGGCUUUGUGUUUUUGUUGGUAGGCUUUGUGAGGAAGAAUGAAGCUAAGGGUGGCUUGGAGGAAGAUUAGAGAUUAUGUGAGAUAUGAUUUGAAGGAGAUUGCCUUCCCUUCUUCUUUGCCUGAUCCUCCUCAUAUCAAAAAGAGAAGGAAAUUGACAUGUUAUGACCACUUCCUUAUUUUGAAAGAAGCUACGAGGCUUUAUGCAGCCAGUUGGGUGCGGGACAUCGGGGAAGAUCUUCGACCAAAAUCAAAGAAAAGGAGCGAUGAAGGCAUAAAUAAUGAACAGAGCUCUCAACAUGCCAAGGCAUCAACAAGUGCUGAGAAGGAACCUGCAAUGUUGGAGGAUCUUGCGGUGGCUGCCAGAGGGGGAAUGGAGACUCUAAGGCCGGCACUUCAAAGAGUUUACAUGACAAGGGCAUCGGCUUAUAGGGAUGCUCUUAAAAGCUUUAUUCAAGGGUACCAAGAAGGUCUCCAAGAAGUCCUGGCCGACAAGGAAAACCCUAAAUCAUCUCAACCUCAAGGCGAGAAAGACCAUCCGAAAGACCAUCCGAAAAAAUCAAUAUAAUUGAGGUGGGCAUCUAUAUUAUAUGAGAGAUAGACUGAGCUAUUGGUUUGAUUUUUGUUGAUUAAGAUAAAUGUAACAUGAGAGAGUAGAAGGUUAA